ACUCUGUAAAUCUGCGCAGCCCCGAGCCUGGGCGUUUCGGACUCACCCGCGGCCACGGCGGGUUACCCCCGUUCAUAGCCCGUGGGUGCGCCGGGUCUCCGGACAGAGCGGGCGCGGUGAGAAGCUGGACCAGUGGCCCUUGGCUCUCUCUUCCGUUCCGCACCCCCCUCCUUAAAAUAAGUGUGUUCUGUUACAGGGAUGAAGGCAAUGAGUGGCAACGAGCAGGACUGGCUGGCUCUGAGGCCCCAGGAACCUUCUCCAUCCCAGUGCUGCGGCAGCGGCUGCAAGCCCUGCAUCUACGAUGUGUACGAGAAGGAGCUUGCACAGUGGGAGAGAGCCAAAGCACUGCAAGACAAAAGCCUUCUCGUUGGAAAGAAGGAGCAGAGCAAUAAUUCAGAGCUGAAUCCAGAUACAUUCACUGCAUUCAGCGUGAGCUCGGUGGAGCAGCUGACAGAGGACACCUACCAGUACAAAUUUGAAUUACCGGGAAAUAGCAGCCUGCGAUUGAGUUUAGGACAACAUAUCGUGUUAAGAGGAGUGGUGAAUGGUUUGGAGGUCCAGAGAGCCUAUACUCCAAUUAGCCCUGGGAAUGCAGAAGGUUACUUUGAAGUUCUAAUUAAAUGCUAUGAAGCUGGGCUAAUGUCACAAUACAUAAAAACGUGGAAAAGAGGAGACGUGGUCUUUUGGCGUGGGCCAUUUGGAGGGUUCCCAUAUCGACCUAAUAAGCAUGGAGAACUCCUCAUGCUGGCCUCUGGCACCGGCCUUGCACCAAUGAUUCCCAUUCUCCAGUCCAUAACAGAUGAUGAAGAGGAUGAAACCUUUGUAACUCUUGUUGGCUGCUUCCCUACCUUUGACAAAAUUUAUUUGAAACCUCUUCUGCAGGAUUUGGCUCGGUACUGGAACAUUAGAAUAUUUUAUGUCCUAAGCCAGGAAACUUCACUGGAAAAACUUCCUUGGAGCUAUCAGGAAAACACAUACACUGGUCGUCUCAAUGAAGACUUGAUGAAGACAAUAAUAAAAUCCUGUCGACGAAAGCCAUUUGUAUUAAUUUGUGGCUCUUCUGCAUUCAAUGAAGAUAUGAGUAGAUACUUGGAAGCUUCAGGAAUUGAAGAAAAUUCCUGUUUUGUCUUUUAGCAGGAUAUUCCUGACAUGAGGAACCUCAGGCUGAGCCUUGAAUGUCCUUGUUUCUUUGCAGACAUUGCACAAAAUGGGCCUGCUCAGAAGACUGAGCUCCUUGGAGCAGCUAUUUGUUGAUCCUCAUGCCUGGAUGUUUUAAGGAAUGGGUGCCAUUCCAGAGUGGCUGCUUCACGGUGUGCCACCCACACCUCAGGGACCAGUGUGGUAAUUUUAAUGGAAGUCUUCAAGUGCAAUUUUAAGAGAGAGAGAUCUCCUAAGGGGGUACUUACUGUACCAUGCACACAGCUCUGCUGUAAUACAGAGAUUGGUGACUUGCUUUGCAAUCUGUGUUAUUCUGCAGUGGUGUUGUGCCCUGCUAGGUGUCCAGAGGAGAGACAGAAUCCUCAUGGAUCCUUGCCAGGCCAAGAGAAUGGCAGAGUCUGGAUAAUUUUGGUUCUGUCAUGUGCAGGCUGAUGUCAGGCAAGUCCCUUCAGCCUCACUGUGCCUCAGUUUCCCCACUGUACACUAAUACAGAGAAGGUGGCACUGAUCUCUGGAAACAGCCUUUCCAACUGUAUAUGGAAGAGCUAUCCAUAAGGAUGAAAUGAUACAUUAUGGCUAGUGAGAUCUUAGGCAGGCUGAGCUGCUUCCCUGGCACAGCCUGUGCUACCUACCCUGUGCUUAACCCUUGAAAUGCUGCCUGGGGAGACAAAGAGCGUGUCCCAAAACUGGGAGAGUGUGGCCAGGUUGUGGCUGCUGUCUGUCAGGGACGAUGGUUGUUUGCUUUCCAUGUCCCCUAAGUGUUGUAUCAUAGCCCUGGCUCAUUAAACUGAACCUCUUUUCAAAUAAA
Molecule: messenger RNA, 1965 nt
Organism: Corvus hawaiiensis (hawaiian crow)
Lineage: Eukaryota; Metazoa; Chordata; Aves; Passeriformes; Corvidae
Gene: CYB5R5
Product: NADH-cytochrome b5 reductase-like
Exons: 7
Coding region: 199-1134 (311 amino acids)
Molecular function (GO): oxidoreductase activity
Source: RefSeq, a predicted model, not a curated record